CCCAAAAAAUAUGAUAUAUAUUCUAUAUGUUCUAAAACUAAGGUCAAUAAGGCAAAGAUCUUAAGAGAGAUGGUAGAGUGGGUACGCUUUAUUUGGGCAAUCGGGGCAGCCUUAGUGGCUACAAGAACCGCCAUGGAAGGCAGUGGAGUUGUCGGAGAUGAGAUCACAUACGAUGGAAGAUCUCUCAUCAUUGACGGCCAAAGAAAGAUUCUGUUUUCAGGUUCCAUUCACUAUCCUCGAAGCACCCCCGAGAUGUGGCCAUCUUUGAUAGCCAAGGCCAAGGAAGGGGGGCUAGAUGUCAUCCAAACCUAUGUGUUUUGGAACCUCCAUGAACCUCAACCUGGACAAUAUGAUUUCAGUGGAAGGUAUGAUUUGGUGAGAUUUAUUAAAGAAAUUCAAGCACAAGGUCUUUAUGUUUGCCUUAGGAUUGGACCCUUCAUUGAUGCUGAAUGGACUUAUGGAGGUUUUCCAUUUUGGUUGCAUGAUGUUCCUGACAUUGUUUAUCGAACGGAUAAUGAGCCUUUCAAGCUCUAUAUGCAAAAUUUUACAACCAAAAUAGUAAACUUGAUGAAGUCGGAGCAAUUAUAUGCUACACUAGGAGGACCGAUUAUUUUAUCACAGAUUGAAAAUGAAUAUGGAAUUAUUGAGGCAGCAUUUCAUGAAAAAGGAAGCUCAUACGUUCAUUGGGCAGCAAAAAUGGCAGUUGAUCUCCAAACCGGCGUUCCAUGGAUUAUGUGCAAGCAAGUCGAUGCUCCUGAUCCACUCAUAAAUACAUGUAACGGAAUGAAAUGUGGAGAAACUUUUGAAGGGCCUAAUUCGCCGAAGAAACCAUCACUUUGGACAGAGAAUUGGACAUCAUUCUAUCAAGUAUAUGGGGGAGAAGCAUACAUAAGGUCAGCUCAGGACAUAGCAUUUCAUGUGGCCCUUUUCAUUGCAAGAAAUGGGAGCUAUAUAAAUUAUUACAUGUACCAUGGUGGAACAAAUUUCGGCCGAACAGCAGCAGCUUAUGUGAUAACAAGUUAUUAUGAUCAAGCUCCCCUUGAUGAAUAUGGUUUAAUCAGGCAGCCAAAAUGGGGCCAUCUGAAAGAGUUGCAUGCUAUAAUCAAAUCCUGCUCAAAAGCUCUACUCCAGGGAGUGCAAACUAACUUCUCACUGGGUCCCCUUCAACAGGCGUAUAAAUUUGAAGCACCAGAAGCAGGAUGUGCAGCAUUUCUUAUAAAUAAUAAUAAUUCAACGAAUGCAACGGUCGAAUUUAGAAAUAAAUCAUUCGAAUUGCCUCCGGUAUCAAUCAGCAUCUUACCCGACUGCGAAAACAUCAAAUUCAACACUGCAAAGGUACAUGUGGCGCCCAACAAGAGAAUCAUCACAUCAAACCAAAAAUUGAAUGCUGCAGAUAAAUGGCAAAAAUACGAAGAUGUGAUCCCAAAGUACGAAGAUACCAAAAUCAAAUCAUCUCAUCUCUUAGAACACAUGAAUACCACCAAAGAUACAUCCGAUUAUCUUUGGUAUACUCUUAGCUUUAAACCAAACUCAUCAUGCACCCAACCGGUUCUUCAUGUGGACUCGCUUGCGCACCUUGCACAUAUUUUUGUGGAUAAGAAAUACUCAGGAUCAUUUCAUGGAAGUAAAAAUGAUAAAGGUCCAUUUUCCAUGCACGUACCAAUUAUCGUAAAUGAUGCCACCGCUAUUUCUAUACUCAGCGUUAUGGCUGGAUUGCCGGAUUCAGGACCAUUUCUGGAGAAGAGAUAUGCUGGUUUAACUAGAGUUGAAGUUGAAUGCACCGAAGAAAAACAAUUCUAUAAUCUUACCAAUAAUUUUGAAUGGGGAUAUCAGGUGGGUUUGCUAGGAGAAAACUUGCAAAUAUACAAUGAGCAAGGUUUGGAGAGAGUUAAUUGGACUAAAGGUUUGAGUGGUGAUCAUGAGCCGCUUACUUGGUACAAGUUAGAAUUUGAGACACCUCAAGGAAAUGAUCCAGUGGUUUUAAACCUUGCAAAAAUGAGCAAAGGUGAGGUGUGGAUCAAUGGGGAAAGCAUCGGUCGAUAUUGGACUUCAUUUCUUACAUCCAAAGGCCACUCUUCCCAAACAUUGUAUUAUAUCCCUCGAGCCUUUCUCAAAAAACUUAACAACCUCUUAGUCAUACUUGAAGAACUCGGAGGAGAUCCUCUCGGUAUUACAUUGAAUACAAUUUCCACCAGACAAUCAUUUCAUCCAAAUGUUUCUAUUUUAUAACUAAUUACUUAAUUAAUUUUCAUCCAACUUUCUGUCCAUCAAUAUUCAAUAAAUUAUUUGUU
Molecule: messenger RNA, 2291 nt
Organism: Mercurialis annua (annual mercury)
Lineage: Eukaryota; Viridiplantae; Streptophyta; Magnoliopsida; Malpighiales; Euphorbiaceae
Product: beta-galactosidase 6-like
Exons: 18
Coding region: 70-2229 (719 amino acids)
Biological process (GO): carbohydrate metabolic process
Cellular component (GO): vacuole; cell wall
Molecular function (GO): beta-galactosidase activity
Source: RefSeq, a predicted model, not a curated record